Molecule: messenger RNA, 842 nt
Organism: Phanerochaete carnosa HHB-10118-sp
Lineage: Eukaryota; Fungi; Basidiomycota; Agaricomycetes; Polyporales; Phanerochaetaceae
Exons: 4
Coding region: 23-766 (247 amino acids)
Source: RefSeq, a predicted model, not a curated record
GAUAGAGGGGAUCAUCACCGAUAUGACCGCGCUCGCGACCACAGAAUUCCUCAACCGCCUGAAGACCAUAUAUCCGUUGCGUAGUCUCAGCGGAACGGAGGCUGUCAUCCGCAACCCAUGGUACAUCGCCGCUGCCGUCGCGUUCGGCUCCAGUAACCGCCCUGAGGCUGUCCCCGUUGUCUUCCAGACUGUCCUGGCAGAACUGAAGUCAGCACAGGCUGCGCAAAACGUGAGCACAGAAGCGGCGCAUGCCCAGCAACUCUACCUCGCGCGCAGGGUGAGGGAGGCUGUAUUCAAGGGUGGUCUGCUCUGCGGGUACUCUCGGGCCAUCAACAGCUUAGUUGCCCUCCAUGAGGUCAUGCCCGAAGAGCUGCGAGACAAACAGACUUUGAGAGAUCAGUCGACCACGAUGGAGGAAUACGUACGAAAUGGAGAGAAAUUCUUCCGUGCGAUGUAUCGGGAUACGGCCGACAACGUGCAGGGCCUGCUAGACGAGAUCUACCCCGACAUGGGCUGGUUUUCGAACACAGUCGGCUACGGCAUUACUUAUGGUGCUACCGAUGUCUUGACCCAGGUCGAGGUGUCAUAUGUCUUGGUCGCCGCACUCAUCUCGAUGGACACACCUCGCCAGAUCGUUUGGCAUCUGGCUAACGCACAGCACGGCGGUGCUACUCGCGAGGAGGCCGCAGCUAUCAGGCAAAUUGCUAUCGAGACAGCAGAGAAGUCAGGAAUCCGAUGGAGGGACAGCGUUCCCGAACUUAGCUGAAGAGCGCGCACCAAUGAUCUGAUCUGCCUCCUUGUACCACUUCCCAAAGUCAUUGCAUAGCACUAGUGAAGAAUAC